AUGGAUAUACAACGACUGGAACGAUACUUAAAAAUAAAUAAAAUAUAUUUAAUCAUCGUUGGCAUGUGGCCGAAUCAAAAACGCAAAACGAUUCCCCGUAUUUUUAUAGAGUUAAUAGCGAUCAUGGCGCAUCUUACACAGGGAAGCAACAUAAUACUAUUCUUUAGUCUAAAUGUUGCAAUGGAUCAAAUUCCAUUUCUGGUGGUGGCUAUUCUCCUAAUGAUAAAAUACAACAAUUUUAUUAUUAAUGAGCAAAAGUUCAAGGAAUUGUUUACGAGUAUUCUGAAUGAUUGGCAAAAGAAGAAAACGCACGAGGAAGAGAUGAUCCUGGAAAAAUACGCUGACAAAAGUUUAUUCUUUAUAUUAAUAUACAUAGUAAACGCGUACUUUUGUGCAGUCCUUUUCUUGAUCCUUCCCUUGACGCCUAUUUUGUUGGAUAUAUUCAUACCCUUGAACGAGUCACGGCCGAGGAUCCAGAUAUAUCCAGCGUAUUACUACAUCGAGAAUGAGGCCGAUUAUUAUUAUCCCAUUUUGAUAUUCUCGAUCGUAUCGUUGUUCACGGCGAUGUGCGUGUUCAUUGCAACGGACACAACACUGGUCUACGUCGUGCAACAUGCUUGCGGAUUGCUCGCCCUUGCAGGUUACCGCUUCAAAAAUAGCUUGAACGAUUUGUACUUGUUGAGGAAAGAUGCGAAAGUGGAUGAAAAAAUAUACAGAAGAUUGUGCUACGCCAUUAAAACUCACAAACGGGCGCUUGCAUAUCUCGCCCAAAUCGAGGAUUUUUUCUCUAUGAAUAUCUUCGCGCAAGUGGGUGCAUCAAUUUUGUGUCUUACUGUCACGAUGAUGAAGAUAGGUACAAUAACAUGGUCCAUGGAAACUAAUCAGUAUUACGGAUACGUGAUUGCUCAAGUGGUGCACAUUUUCUUCCUCACAGCUCAAGGCCAAUUCGUCAUUGAUUCACAUAAUAAUGUUUAUUGGGAUAUGUACGAACCAUAUUGGUAUAAUGUGCAAUAUAAAAUUCAAGCAAUAUUCGUUCUGAUUCUGCGAAGAAAUUUGAAUCCCCUUCUGUUAACAGCCGGUGGAUUAGUGCAACUAAACUUGAACACUUUUGCAGAGAUAUCACGGGUAGCAGUGUUUUACAGCGUUGACGUCUUAUCAGAUCAAAUACCGUACAUUGAUUUAGGAUUUGCCCUUAUACUCAAGCAAUACAAUUAUAUCUUGAAUGAGAAAAAGCUCAGAGAACUUCUACAUAACAUUAUAUCCGAUCGACUGGUGAAACGGUCAAAGGAGGAAGAAGAAAUUUUCGAAAUAUAUUUUAAGAGAGCAAUGUUCUUCUGUUCCUUUUACGAAGUUAGCAUAUACUCUUGUGGAUUUAUGUUUCUCUCCAUGCCAUCUAUACCACUAAUAAUGAAUGUCAUCAUGCCACUAAACGAGUCACGAAAUCGUGAACUCGUCUAUCCAUCCUAUUAUUUUGUGGAUGAAGAGAAAUAUUAUUAUCUCAUAACAGGACACAUGUUAGCAGUGUGUCUUGGACACGUUUUUGUAUAUAUUGCCUGUGACAUAAAUUUGAUUCACGUUGUACAUCAUGGAUGUGCCUUGUUGACCAUCAGUGGGUAUCGUUUUAAACAUGCCAUGGAUAACGUUGAUCUUUGUAACGAAAAAUAUAGUGAUGAGUUAAUGGAGAAAACUUAUGCAAAAGUAAGUCAAUCCAUCGAUGCUCACAAAAAAGCUGUUGAAUAUGUGAAUAAAAUCGAUGCUUGUCAUAUACACUAUUUCUUCAUCCUUUUGGGAAUGAUAAUUAUAACAUUCACGGGAACAUUCAUAAAGUUGGCAUCGAUGGAAAUAGGAGGUAGAUUCUUCACUUUUUGUACAUUUACUAUUGGUCAACUAACUCACUUGCUUUUUUUAAUGGUCAUGGGGCAAUUUUUGAUAGAUUCAAAUGAAGAAGUCUUUAAAACAAUAUACGAUGCUCGUUGGUAUUAUGGUUCGUCGAAAACGCAAUCGUUAUAUUUAUUAGUACUGCGAAAAUGUUUGAAUCCACCGAAACUGACAGGAGGAGGAUUGAUCGCUUUAAAUUUAGACAGCUUUGUAAAGGUCAGCUUAUUUUUAUAAAAUAUUAAGAAUUUAUCCUUAAGAAAGGGGUUAACAAUUGAGUAACAAUAACUGAAUUGAAUUUUUUCAGGUUUUAAAAGCGUCUUUCUCAUAUUACACAUUCAAAAGCAUUACAACAUUGAAAUUAGAAUGUAUUACAGUAUAUACCUGGAUAAUAAUUAUAGGGUCGAAGUCUCCCUGUUUCAAGUAGAAAGAAAUGAGGAACCAGCCAUGAAGAGAACUAUAGGAUAUAGAGCCGCAAACAAAAAAAGCCAGGAUGGAAAUCGAAUCACAUUUUCUCAUAUCAUGGACAAGCAAGCAAUAGAGGAUCAAUAUCUGAGAAUUAACAAAUUUUUUGGACAGCUAGUUGGUGUAUGGCCUUAUCAGGAAAGAUUCACUAAAUCUUGCAUACGAUUAACUAUAUCCGCCAUAAUAAUCCUUACUCUUACAACGCAGAUAUAUCAGGUAAUAGUGUUCUGCACAUUGGAUGCCUUAUCAAAUCAAUUGCCAUACUUGAAUGCUGUGUUCAUCCUCUUAUUCAAACAAUAUAAUUAUAUUUUAAACGAGGAUAAGCUCAGAGAACUUCUAAAUGACAUCAUAUUUGAUCGGCUGAUGAUACGAUCGAAGAAAGAGUUAGAAAUUUUGAACAUGUAUUCAAAAAGGGCAACGACACUCUGCAUUUUUUAUGAAGUUAUAGUAAUUUCCAGCGCGAUCAUGUUCAUCAUGAUACCAACUAUACCACCUAUUUUGAACAUCAUCAUGCCUUUGAACGAAUCACGAGGCCGUGAAUUUAUCUAUCCAACCUAUUUUUUCAUAGACGAGGAAAAAUAUUAUUAUCCCAUACUAACGUACAUGGCAACAGUAAUAUUGAUAGUGUCUUCAGUGUAUUUAGCCUGUGAUACAAAUUUGGUGCAAAUUGUACAUCAUGGAUGCGCCUUGUUAGCAAUAAGCGGGUAUCAUUUCAAGCAUGCAGUGGAUGACAUGAAGUUUUCCGACGGAAAUUAUAUUGACCUCCUAAUGGAUGAAACUUAUAAAAAGGUUAAACAAUCCAUUAAAGCUCACAAAAUAGCCGUUGAAUACGUGGACAAAAUCGACGCCUGCCAUAUAUACUACUUCUUACUUAUCAUAGGAACGAUAGUAUUAGCUUUCACCGGUACUUUUCUAAAGCUAUCAACCAUGGAAAUAGAGAUUAGAUUCUUCACGUUCUGCGGAUACACUGUUGCUCAAUUAACUCAUCUGUUUUUCUUAACGAUUAUGGGACAGUUUCUUAUAAAUGCCAACGAUGAAAUUUUUCAAACAAUAUAUGAAGCACAUUGGUACAAUGGUUCAUCGAGAACGCAAUCAUUAUACGUACUGGUACUUAGGAAAUGUUUGAGUCCGCCAACAUUGACAGGAGGAGGCUUAAUUGCUUUGAAUUUAGACAGUUUUGUACAGAUCUUAAAAUUAUCAUUUUCAUAUUAUACCGUAUUUAGAUCCUAA
Messenger RNA from Apis laboriosa (Himalayan honeybee), 3570 nucleotides. RefSeq lists its product as uncharacterized. The transcript is spliced from 25 exons. NCBI's taxonomy places the organism in Eukaryota, Metazoa, Arthropoda, Insecta, Hymenoptera, Apidae. The record is from RefSeq and is a predicted model, not a curated record. Gene Ontology annotation, cellular component: plasma membrane. Gene Ontology annotation, biological process: sensory perception of smell; detection of chemical stimulus involved in sensory perception of smell. Gene Ontology annotation, molecular function: olfactory receptor activity; odorant binding.